AGGGCUUCUGCUGGCAUCGGCGAAGAAACCUGGCCCCGCUCGCGCGCUCUUCAUGGCUGCUCAGCCUUCGCCGUCCGUGCCGCUCACUCGGCGGCCCCUGUUGCUCGGCCAAGUGGAGGGCUCGCAAGACGCGGUGACCAUGGCGGCCAUCGUGCCCAAGGAAGAGGGGCUCAUCAGCGUCUCGGAGGACAGGACAGUUCGGGUCUGGAUGAAGAGAGACAAUGGUCAAUACUGGCCAAGCAUCUACCAUGCAAUGUCAUCUCCAUGUUCAUGCAUGUGUGUUAACCCGGAAACAAGAAGGUUAUCUGUUGGUCUUGAAAAUGGUACAAUCUCAGAAUUUAUUUUAUCAGAAGAUUACAACAAGAUGACAGCAGUUAAAAGUUACCAGGCUCAUCAGAGCAGAGUGAUGAUGGUCCUUUUUGUUUUGGAGAUGGAGUGGCUCCUGAGUGUCGGGCAGGAUAAAUACUUUACUUGGCAUUGUUCUGAAAGUGGCCAGCGGCUUGGCAGUUACCGAAUUAGCGCAGGCGCUUGCGGGUUACAAUUUGAUGUGGAGACCCGGAAUGUUUUUAUUGGUGAUCAUUCUGGGCAAGUGACCAUCCUUAAGCUAGAACAAGAAAAUAGCAGCCUCAUAACAACUUUCAGAGGACAUACAGGUGGAAUCAGUGCCCUCUGUUGGGACCCCGUGCAACGUGUCUUAUUUUCAGGCAGUUCUGAUCAUUCCAUUAUUAUGUGGGACAUUGGAGGACGAAAAGGAACAGCCAUCGAACUCCAGGGACACAGUGAUAAAGUUCAGUCCCUCUCUUAUUCCCAUCACACUCGACAACUCAUCUCUUGUGGGGCAGAGGGCAAGAUCGUUGUCUGGAAUAUGGAUGUUGAGAGGCAAGAGACACCAGAGUGGUUGGAUAGUGAUUCUUGCCAGAAAUGUGACCAACCAUUCUUCUGGAACUUCAAACAAAUGUGGGAUAGCAAGAAAAUAGGCCUUAGACAGCAUCAUUGCCGGAAGUGUGGAAAAGCAGUGUGUGGUAAAUGCAGUUCGAAGCGCUCUUCCAUACCUCUGAUGGGGUUUGAAUUUGAAGUGAGAAUCUGUGAUGCUUGCUAUGAAUCAAUAACAGAUGAGGAACGUGCUCCCACGGCCACUUUCCAUGACAGCAAACACAAUGUUGUCCACGUACACUUUGAUGCAACACGGGGGUGGUUGCUGACAUCUGGAACAGAUAAAGUUAUGAAGUUGUGGGAUAUGACGCCAAUAGUAUCCUGAUGCUGGGUUGAAGUGGGAAGCGACACAGUAUUAAUGAAGAAGAGGUUCUUAAUUCUGUAACAGAAAAUGAAGCAAGCUACGUACUGACUGAUAAACGAGAACUAAUAUUUCUGGAUGCUUUUUUUUUUCAAGUAAUCUACCAAAUCCAGAGUGAAGACUUUGCACCAAAUGAUCUACUUCACAAAAUGCAGACAGUUUUUUUUUUAAACUUAAAAACUACACUGUCUGGCUGCAUUCAGCCAUUUGGAACUCAUCUGGAAGAUUCUGUGUGUGACAUUAUUUGUGUUUUGUAUUGACAUGUGGCUGGGGUGGUGGAUCUUCUCAAAUGUGAGCAGCUGCCUGCAAUAUUAGACUGGUAAGAGAAAGCUGAGUAUUCCUAUUUUUUGUUGGUGGCAACUGACCAAGAACUUUCAUUAUGAAGUACAAAAGAUCAGGUCAAGCAGCUCCGUUGCAUUUAUACUCUAGAAAAUGGUACCAUGAGUUUGGGAGUGGGCAGGGAGAGAAAAUAGGCAAGGUCCAGUCAUUUUUCUUCCAAAGCCAACUGAAAUGUUUAUGUCAUUAUCAAAAUAGCCAAUCAAACCUUUCUAGGCCCGGGCACCACCAGUAAGUACAUGAACCAGUUUCAACUGAAAAAACAUAAAAUGGUUUCAUAGCUGGCAGUAAUUAGUCUCUGGAGAAAGGGCCCGCCAUGUGUGUUGGAGCAUUACUUCUGAAAUUUCCUCUGGGGAGUCUGCUGGAAUUGUGCUUUACUGGGUAUGGUUUGGAACUAAUUGUCCCAUUCUUGUCACUUCUCUGGAAGGAUGUAUAUUUUUUAAAAAAUGCUGAUAAUUGUAACUUUUAAUUUUCAGUGUAACUCUCAAAUUAAUAUAGUGAAACUUCACAUUUUGCAUUAUUAGGAAGUUUUUCAAAAAAUAAAAACAUAAAUUAAA
This is a messenger RNA of Candoia aspera, 2187 nucleotides long. RefSeq names its product WD repeat and FYVE domain containing 2 (gene WDFY2). The record is from RefSeq and is a predicted model, not a curated record. Bases 53 to 1258 code for a protein of 401 amino acids. Gene Ontology annotation, molecular function: metal ion binding; protein binding. Gene Ontology annotation, biological process: positive regulation of fat cell differentiation; positive regulation of protein phosphorylation. NCBI's taxonomy places the organism in Eukaryota, Metazoa, Chordata, Lepidosauria, Squamata, Candoiidae. The transcript is spliced from 12 exons. Gene Ontology annotation, cellular component: early endosome.